Messenger RNA from Seminavis robusta, 1066 nucleotides. The record is from the annotation of a GenBank genome assembly. Lineage: Eukaryota; Bacillariophyta; Bacillariophyceae; Naviculales; Naviculaceae.
UAGUUUUACCUUGUCAAAAACACUCUUUGCAUUCAUAGUGGAAAGAUCAAAGUUCGAAUACACUGGUCAAAACAAAAGCACACAAUUUUGCAUUCCAAAAAGCAGAAACAGUUCAUCGUUCACCAGAAACCAACAACCAUAUUAUUAUAACCUCGCGAAAACCACAAACCAACCAACCAACCAAACCAACCAUGUCGCCCAAGCAAUCCAAAAAGACCCAGGACCUUCAAUUCCUCCCUGAAGACUUUGCCCCCUCUCGUUUCGAAGUGGUGGUAGGCCGUGGGAAAAAGUGCACGGACCACCUUGGCAACCAGCGCUUGAGGAGUAUCGUCCGCACAAGGAUCCAAGAGUAUGCCACGGCGAACGACAAGACCCACAAGACGUACAUUAUCUCCCAGAUCUUUCACGAGAUUCGUAACCGAAGUGCUUGCGGAGGUUUUGUCAAGAAGGAUGCCGACACGGGCCGUUGGUACCGUGUGGCGGAUCCCACCGCCCGUACCAACAUUGCCCAGUCCUUUCGCGAUGAACUUCACGAUACCUACCGCUCCAGCAAGUUUGCCAAGCAACGUCGUCGUUGGGGAGGUCACAUGUCUGAAGAUAAUAACAAUUCUACUGACAAAACAAAGCUGCCUGCCGCGGAAGCUGUUACGUCUGUCAAGAGCAUGGUGUAUCCCACUCUGAUGAUGAACCAACACAAGGAGCAGGAAGAGCGUCUUGCAUGUCCUUCCAGUGUCACCGGCUACAUUCGCCGCAACAGCAACGCUCAAGGAUCCUCGUCCAUCUCGGACAUUCUCAGUUCGGCCCUCGAUGUCGUUUGCGCCGACGAUUUGCUCGCACCCAUGCCCCUCCUCUCAUCUGCCAACAAUGACGUGGAUACGUUUGAUGCGCUCCUGUCGCUCACUAACAGUCAAGCCACUGGCAAUCCCUUUGAACCCACGCCCAUUGUCACUGGGUCCUUUGGCGGCUUUUACUAACUAAGAAACCGAGGAGCAGAGCAAGCAAUGGCAAUCAAGACAGGGCAUACUACAUAUAUAUACAUACUAAUAAAAACACUCUUCUAGAUUUU